AGCAAAAAUGGCUUCUCUGGGUAUUCCUGGGUUUGAAACCUCAUGUUCUGUGGCUCUGGCCAUGAUGAUAGGGAUGAGGAGCAAUAUGGCUCUUCAUACAGACCCUCCAGAGUGUCCCUACAUGAAGGACACUCAGCAGAUGAGGCACCUGGACAAGUUCAUCUGGGACUGGCAGGAAAGCUGUUCCUACAACUUUAAGGUUGGUGUCUGUGGUUGGAAUGGCCAGUUGCUGAGUAGUGAAACAGGCUGCAGUGCCGUGGCUACCUGUGGACUUCAAUACAACAGCUUCAGAGUGAAAAUUUCUCCCAUGCAAACAGAGCCAUGGUGCAAUCCCAACUAGAUGGUUUGUUCUGCAACAAGUUUUUUUCCUUCUGAAAUAAAUAUCGAGUGGUUCAAAAAUGAGCAGGAGGGUAUUAACAAAAUUGUGUAUAAGGACCUCCUCCUAAAUCGAGAUUAGUCUUUCCAGAUCCUGGUCACUUUGGAAGUCAUGCCUAAGCAAGGGGAUAUCUGUGCUUGCUGGGUGGAGCAUGUCAGCCUGCCAGUGCCCACCACCAUGGCCAACGGGAAAUGGUCAUUGCCUACAGAGAGCGCAGAUGUUGAGCCAGGCUUGGCAAUCAGAUACCCCAGCAAGUCCCCCAGCUUCAGUGUCAGUGGUGGUGAACCAAGGCCAGGAACAGAGAUGGUCCCAACGAUGGACCCACAAGAGCCAGUGCAGUCUGUCAGCCUCCUUUUGCAGAUUGCUGAAAAGUCAGUUCAUCCACUUACCUGCCUGCCUGAGGAGGACGGUCCCAUGGACAGAGAUGGCCAGAAGAAAGAAGGGACCGACGCCUCACUUGGAGAUAAAAAUCUCCCACGAGUGCAGGAGCAAGACCCUGCCUUUCUGCACAAGGUGAGUGACCUGCUGAAGGAAGGGUGGCCAAACAUGCCAGAGGGUGGAAAAAUUCCAAAUAUCCAGCGGCUGAGAAGUGGACUUUGUGCUAUGAGGCUGAAGGAGUUUACCCUGCUCGAGGUAGAAAAGGGACAGCAAAGAGAGGACCUGGUUGGUGUCAAGGGGACAUUUGCUUUGCGGGAUGGCUGGAGGAGCUACGCCAGGCCUGGAGGCUAG
Merops nubicus (carmine bee-eater) is the source of this 1105-nucleotide messenger RNA. RefSeq names its product HLA class II histocompatibility antigen, DQ beta 1 chain-like. The record is from RefSeq and is a predicted model, not a curated record. Gene Ontology annotation, molecular function: MHC class II protein complex binding. Lineage: Eukaryota; Metazoa; Chordata; Aves; Coraciiformes; Meropidae. The transcript is spliced from 7 exons. Gene Ontology annotation, biological process: peptide antigen assembly with MHC class II protein complex; positive regulation of T cell activation; antigen processing and presentation of exogenous peptide antigen via MHC class II. Gene Ontology annotation, cellular component: MHC class II protein complex. The annotation marks the transcript as partial.